UUGAAGUGUUACAUCAGGCUAACAUCCUUCAAGGCAGAAGACCUGCUUCACACCAAAAAAUCACAUCUUUUUCAAAAGUAGAUUACUUCGGCAGCUUUUUAGUAACCAGACCAUCCUGUGACACUGUCAACUCAUUGGGAAAACUAAAAAAAAUCAACACACACAACUACACACACACUUCUUCAGAAGUAUUUUGGAAGAACUUUACCUAAGCCUUCUCUGCACAAAUUUACCACAAGUUUACUUGUGGCGCCCUACCAACCUGGAGUAGGCAGCCUAACAACCUGGAGUAGGCAGCUCAAAGUUUGGAGGCUAAAGUCUAAGCCAACUUUCAUCCAGGCUGACAAGUUAACCAAUAUUCUCAGUGCAAACAGGGUAAGUUGACUAUUUCAUGUUUUCUGCCUUCAAGCAAGUCCCGGUGCCCGCUACAUCCGAAUCAGUUACCCCUUUUCCUCUCACAAAGCACCAGAGAAUCAAACACACUGCAUCCAAAGCAAAGCAAAACACAGACACAACCCUGAAUUUCUAAUGACACCUCUGCAGAAGUACAAUACCAAUAAGGCAUAGUAAUUCCAUGCAGUUUAUGCCCACGCCAAGCUAAUGUGGAUGCCACUUAUGCAAGCUAAAUGCUGACAGAGCCAUGGAGCCAGUCAGGAAAAGGUUAUUAACUGCUAUAUAUUAUGCGAUCUGCUUUGUUUCAUCCUUUAAAAUCACUUGAGAAUACAGCAGACUCAAAUGAAAGGCAUUCUGCUUAAGUGUAUAUUUAGCACUGUUCUUGUAGGUCUAAUGCAGUUUUUUCAAAAGGUAUUUGGAACAUGAUUUUAUUCCCAUCUUCUGAACUAUACUGAAGAACUGAACAAAUGUCAAUUAGUGCACUACCAAUCACUGCAAUAGCUGUGUCCGCUAUUAAUCUACCUUAUAAAGCUGAAAAAUACCCACUUAUUAGAGACACCACAGAUACUCCUCAAUGUCCUCCUAUGCUUAGUUACAUCAAGAUAAAUACUUAAUUAGGUUGUUCAUGUGCCUGUUCAGUUAUACUCAAAUAAAUCUUCACUUUCAGUGUCCUUCCAUCUGCACUGCACUCAUGCCCUAUAUACAGGCAACACAUAUCUUGAACUGGGGUCACUUCUGAACUUAAAACGAGUAUCUCAAACAAACACUUUUUCAUCAAGAUCAGUGAAAGUUCAACAUUUUAGCCAGCUAUAUGUUUUGACUACCACUUAAAACUUAUUUCUACUGAUGAAAUAGCCAAGAAGUCUUCAAAGUACCAAGCCCAAGUACCAGCUGAAGUAGGAAGAAGCCAGACUACUGGGAUAAAACUAGCACCCACAGAUUCCUGGUAACAGAUUCAUGACAAGACAUGGUAGAAUCUGUUUCCCAAGAGUUUAUUGAUUACCUUUUGCUCUUAUUACUACACUUUUUCCAUCUCUUGCACAGACAAUCCAUCCACCUCACAAACCCAUUUUUUGUGCAUUUUAGAAUAGCAGCUAGCUUCAGCUGACAUCUCUGAAACUCCCCAGCUUUAAAUGCUAACCCUGUUAACUCUCAAGCCAAGAAUCCCUGCCAGUAUUUCUGCCUCCGUUAUUCUUGAUCUCAGCAACUGUACUCCACUUCUAGAUCCCUAAUUCUCUGAGCCAUCCUCCUCUGUCACACAGCAGGGAGAACAUAUUGUUAUUCAAUCAGUUUUCCCCUGUGGAAAACAAAGAGUGCAAAAGGGAACUCAGAACAUGCACUUAGUAGCAAAGCAACAAGACCUAAUCCUGUAGCUUCCUCCCCAAGGUACCAAGUUAAAAGACAAUUCUGCUUAUCAACUAAACGGAUGAACACCAUUUAAGCCUAAAUUUUCUUUUUAUGAUCACAUGGUUAAACAUAUUCGUUUUUAGGAACAGUUGAAAUGCAAUUAUAUGAUAGAGGAUGUAUUCGGCAACUGUGCAGUCCUGAGGCACUGUGGUAACAGCUUGGUUAUUGCUUCCACAUUGCAGUCUCCUCAAGCAAAUUAGUUCAUUGGUCAUGUUUGGAAGCAAAGGACCAUAAUUAACUUGUUAAAUAAUACAGUUAUUUAGAAAACACUUCUGAAAGUUAAAUUCCAUUUUGCACAGUGCGCCAUUUUUUUAACCUAAUCAGCUGCUAGGUUACUUUCCCUCUGACGUGGCUUGCACACAGAUGGAAAGCAGGUUCUUCUUUCCCUGUGUCACUCAUCCCUUAUUUCACACCACCGAGACACGAACUGACAAAACUCUGCAUACAUCAAUAGUCAUCAUCCAACAUUCGUGAAUUGACACGUUGUGCCAAAGCACUAUGACCUUCUGAAUCAUCAACAUUCAAGUGACAUGGACCUCCAAGAGAAGGAUCCCAUAUGAAGCCAGAGGAUUCUAUUUUGAAGGCGGGCCAAGAGGCAACUUAACUGGGAAAUUUUAAGUGAUGAACAUUAAUGUAUUUCAUUUUCAAAACUGAAAAUGUAUUUAAAACAGCUGCAGGAAAAGGUCUACCUUAUCCGCUAAGGGUCACUAGCAAAAAUGUCAGGGUAGAGUCAGUGCUUAUGGAAACAGAUUAUCAUCUUAAUAUCUUAAAGGAACCAGAUGAUCACUUUCUGCCUCCAUUAUGAAAAAGAUUCCAAUAAGCAGCUCAUUACCUACCUGUCAGUGCCAAGAAUAUUGCCCAGCCUUGAUUCAGGCUCACCACUGAACUAAAUGACUAUUAUGCAAGACAAUUGAUCAGACAGAAGAUAACCUUUUUUCCUCACCCCUGCAACCUAACAAAGUCAGAUGAAAACCCAUAUAUUUUUCCAAGACAUUAUAAGUUUUUUAAAGAGGCUUUGAAGAAUCUUCUAGAAACCUAGCAUGAACACACCUACUCACCCCUGAGUUUCCAAAUACGGGUCCACAGCACAGGCUUCCUGGAUUACACCAUGCACAUAAUCCCUGCAUCUUUGCCUUUCCCAGGCAGGAACAGAAUACUGAAGCAGUUCAAUAUCUGUGGGCAUUGUUAUAGUUUGGUUACACUAUUUCAGCCCUAUGCUUGCAGACUAUAUCCUAACAGUAACAGUUAAAGUCAAUACCUAUUUCAGGUUUGAAAGCUUGAUAGAGUCAAAAGUAAUUAUCCAGAAGAUAAUUAUCCAGAUGCUGUUACGCUAAUCCAUUUUUCUCACUCAAGAUUAAGCCCCGGCUGCUUAAAAUUCCACAUUUGGUGGAGACAGCAUUUCAGCACCACCUUCCUAAAGGCUCCUGCAUUCUAAGAAUCAAUUUUGCAAGCACAACCUGACAAAGUGAUUUCUAAUGAUCCUUUCCCUCCCCCAUCACUACUGUGUAUCCAACCUGGAGGCAGUCACUAAAGAUGAUUCAAGUUCAAUCUAGCAACAGCACAAAUAAAUUACACUUAAAAUAAACAAACAAAAACCCUUCCCAGUACAAAUUGAGACGUCCCACCUGGAGAGCACCAUUAACAAUAUACAGUUUUCUAAAUCUAUGAUACGAUACCCCAAUGAAAAUAAAGAGGAUAGAUAUUAGAUGCAACAGGACUGUAAUAAACAGGCUAUUCAGCAUUUGGCUUUGGGGGGAGGGGGGGGAAAUGGAGAUCCAACCUGAGUUUCGGUCUUUCUUUGGUGGUGCCACCUUGUCUGUGGUGUGGGGUUCAGUAGAGGGGCAGUGCUGCCCCCCCUCCUCCACCCGCCGGACUGCCUGGGCAGAACCUUCUCGAAAGACACGUGGCAAGACCACCCCAACACGUGAUGAUGGGGGGGGCGGAUGGGCCUUAUUGUUCACUGCUUUCCCGCCCAAAUGUAACCGGUUUUGAAAGGUAUAAAAGAGGAGGGCAGCCUGGACCAGGCGCGCCUCUGGCUGGAUACAGCCCUGCCUCAGCCAGACGCCCAGCACUGUAUACCCUGCUUUGCUGACUUUAUUCCACAAUAAAGAGAUUUUAUACUCUUGGAAUUUUAGUUUCCAGUGUGUUUAUAGCAAGGACCAAGAAUAAAGUAUCCAUGAUAUAUACCUCUUCAACCUUUUCAGAAAAUAGAACGCCUUUGUUCAAUUCCUAUUUUCACAUGUGAAGAAAGGCAAAUAAUUCCACUCUGAAGAUCUGGAAAGCUAAUCUGAAACAGAACAAAGCAUUCCUGUUUCAAACUAAACACUUUAAUUAAAGUCAUCACGUGUCCCAAGUUUGAUAUCACCAUAGAUACCAAGGUGAUAGAAGAAGUUAUGGUAAGUCUAAACCGUUGCCAACAACAGUACUGCAAUUUCUAAGUAACCAUGUAACAAGACAAGGACUGAGUAGUCCUUUAAGCACAUUGCUAUAUAUUUCACAGAUUAUUUCUACACGUUUCAGGAGGUGCUACCAGACACGUUCUACUCAUUAAAGCACAAAGAUUUAUGUUUGACUAUAUUUGGUACCACCCAUGUAUACGCUAAUAAAGCAGCACUAGUAAACAGUAACAAGUAAUUAAUUCACAUUGUCUUCCCACACUGUGGUGAGCAAAGUGCCCUUGUUCCCAAUUCAAAUACCCAUGAACAGCAAUAUAGGGUUCAUUGUUUUAUCUUGAUGCAUGGGCUUAUUUACUAUUUGUCUUUUGAUAAACUUUUUGCAAAGCAUUUACACCAAACAGUCAAUUACAUCAGUGUGCAAGCGGGCCUUUAAUAGUGCCAAAAUAUAGAGACAAAACUACUACUCUUGUUCAAAAUAAAGUGUGCCCAAUUCUGCUGGGAAACUUCAGUACAAAUACCCUUUUGCAAACCUGUAGUUUGUUCUGGCAUCCCAUUCCCCACACCACACACCCCCCCUCCAGUUUUGCCUCUUUCGGAAUUUUUCUGCCAACUGUUCCUCCCUACAAUCUCAGAAAAUAGACAAUGAAGCUUCAGCAUUUGACCACUUCUAUAACAUUCGGUAAGCUCCGUAAGAUGCAAAAAAGCCUAGCCAAUAGGUUCAGUAAAUCUUCACAGCACUCUUAAUUGAGCACGUUAUUCCCAAAGGCUGUUUGAAGCUGGGGUGGGGGGGUGGGGGUGUUGGUGUGUUGGUGUGUGCACGCAUGCAUUCAGGGAAGAGAGAUCAGACUAAUACUUAUUUUUUUUGUCUAUAUAUUUUGUGACUUUGCUUUGGGGGGACUUUUUUUGCAUUGGAAGUGAAGUCAGAAUAGAUAUUCUGCAUCCCUCUGCAUCAUGGAUAUAAUUGAGUUGAAUUUGCAAUGCAAUUCAAUCUCCAGUAAAUUUCUAGUGGAUAUCACUCCCACUGAGCUUGCACGGUCAUGCUCAUGAAGAACAAAACCACUGAAAUCAAUAGGCCUACCCUGAUGUAAAAGUUGUGCAUGCAGGAGGGGAAUCAACCAUAUUGAUUAUACACAUGCUUCACUUCAGUCAAGUAAUAAUCAGCAUGCAGAAGCUCUAAGGAAGCAUCCUACCCAGAGCAAAUGCGCGCUAGAAAUCUGACAACUGAUCUCAGUGAGGCCCUGCAUCCUGCUAGCUCAUGAGUCAUACAUCCACUUGCAUUCGGCUCUUAGGCAGCCUCCACAAAGCAGAAUUAGUAUUAGUUCUCAUUAUCUUUUUUCUUUCUUGGAUUAUCAAUUCUAAGAAAAAAAACCCAGCAGGUGGAUACACAGAAUAAGACACAGAAGCAUAGAGAACCUCAGUCAGUAUUCAGGAAAUUAUUAAAUGAAAGUUCUUUUCCAUUCACCAAGAAGCAGGUCACUUUGAUCAGACUCAUUAGGCUGUCAACUGACACUUCACCAGAAGCAUCAUACACUUUGUCAGACUUGCUAAGUAAUCACCUAUAUUUGAAAAGCAAGUAAAAAUCAGAAUCACCUUCCUUUCCAUAUUUUCAGACAACUGAAUUCAGCCACCCAAUACGCUUUUCCUUCAACACCACCCUGUCUAACAGCUAUUGGUCACUCACAAACUCACAGAGAGCAAGCAUUUUAGACUACAUCAGAAGCUUAAAGAGUAUCUCUGUCUUUCUGGAGUCUUUAAGGAUUCAAGGGAGCACAAAAAACACGAUAAGCAAGAUAGAUUACCAACCUACCAUCCAAAGACCACAUACUCAUUUAAAUAUUACACCAAAAAAUACUAUUUGACUUUUUUUUUACAUUUAUAUAACUUCAGCAGAGAGCUCUGACUACAGCGCCUAGCUACCAGCAAUACAUUGUAAAAGACAGCCACUCUUGCUAAAGAAGAAACCCAAUGCGCCACAGGGAACGUUUUCCUACUGCCUUUUAAAAAGACUCUUCACACACACACACAAUAUUUUGAAGGAAAGGAUCAGAAAAUCGUGGCAGAUAAAAAAAAGCGGGAAGGGCAGGCGCAUGUCAGGUUUAUUUCGAGCCCUGCAGAUACUAAACACCUCCACCAGAUUUUAUUCCCUUUGAGAGACGCUCCCAAGAACUCCCAACUCCUCAAACCCCGCGGCCCUCCCGCGGCCCCCCUUCACCCAUCUAAAGCCUGAGGAGAAGCGGGGCGGUCAGGCGGCCCCCGAGCCGCCCCCCUCGGCUCCCAACAAGGGGCUUCGCCGCAGGGCCCGCUCGCUUGUGGCCGCCCCCUCCGCGGGGGCGAAGAGGCGCUUCCCCCCGGCCGGCACCGCCCCACCCACCGCCCGCCCGGCCGCCGCGAAGGGCCGGGCCCCACCGGCCGAGCUCGGAGACGGGUCUUGAUCUGCACCUGCUUCUGCUCCCAUUUCCUGCCGCCGCCGCCCUCGGCCCCGCCGCCGCCUCCCCCGCUCAGGUUCUUCGAGGAUUGGUUCCAUCGACCCUUCCCAGGCGCGGAGGUGAGGCUGAGGAACCCGCAUGGAGGGCUUGCUGCAGGGCGCUCAGACUUGCUGGAAUAAAAGGACACGCCUAACUAGGCGAGGCGAAAGCAGGACAGAGUUCCUAGUCCCGGCCCUGAAGCCAUAGGAAAGGCGGACCUCCAGAGCCGUUAUUCUCGAGCUGUCUCUUACUCCAAGGGCUCCGCCCAUGCAGCGCCUCGGAGCGGUCGCGGAGCGCCGUUGGGCUCCGGGUGAGGUCGGAAACGCUUCGGGGAGCCGCCGGGGGAGAGCAGAGCCCGCUCCCCGGUGCGUGUGGGCGGCUGCGAGGGCGGCAGGGGGCGCCCUGCGCUCGCGGCGAGGAGAUCGGAGCCGUGAGUGUCCGCAGCCCGUGGGAUGCCGGUGCCGGAUUGUCGCGGCGCUCCUGCCCUCAGAGCGGGGCGCUCGCCCUGCUGGGGGCCACACCGCGCUCUGCGGUGCCCGGCAGGGCAGCUCCGCACAGCGCCGGGAUGCUGGGAGAGCUGGCAGCGACUGAGGAGUGAUAAACUGGGGCAGAAGUGAGCUAAUCUUGCAGGGAGCUAUUUAUUUCGUUGAACCUCGCUUUUCAUUCUUUAAGCUCCCAAGCAGAGACACUGUGAACCAGCCUACAUCCCUCAGGAUUCGCUUACGCUUAACGCUAGGCAAAUGCAGCUGUUGUACUUGCUGGCAUGAAAGCACCGUGUUGCAUAGAGGGUGGAUUACACGUAAUACAACCAAAUGUAUUUAAUGACUUACCACUGGCAAAAGGAAGAUGUCAUUCUGCCCCUAAGGUUCUGUUGCACCAGUUCCUCAGCACCUCCGCUUCCUCGGUUCAGCUCACAGCUCUGGCACAGAGUUAACCCAGUGGAAAGAGAAGGCCAAAAUGAACCACAGAAGAGUCGACACAGCAAAGUAUCCAGAGAUCAAGACUCUUAUGGGACCGGAUCCACGUUUAAAGUGGAUUGUAUCUGGAAUGGUUUUCGUGCAGUUUGUAGCAUGCUACCUGGUGAAAGACUUAUCUUGGAAAUGGAUUUUCUUCUGGGCUUAUGCUUUUGGGGGUUGCAUCAACCAUUCUCUGACCCUUGCUAUUCACGAUAUUUCGCACAAUGUUGCCUUUGGGAACAAGCAAACCAAGUGGAACCGAUGGUUUGCAGUCUUCGCCAACUUGCCAGUUGGCGUCCCUUAUUCUGCCUCCUUCAAGAAAUACCACAUUGACCAUCAUCGGUACCUUGGUGGGGACAGCUUGGAUGUGGAUAUUCCCACCAACUUUGAAGGCUGGUUCUUCUGUACGCCACUUCGAAAACUGCUUUGGCUUUUCCUCCAGCCACUGUUUUACAGUCUGAGACCACUGUAUGUGAACCCCAAAGCAAUUACACAGAUGGAAAUUUUUAAUGCUUUUGUCCAGUUUUCUGUAGAUCUUAUAAUUUACUACCUUUGGGGUCUGAAACCUAUUAUUUACUUAAUAGCAGGUACAAUUCUUUGCAUGGGUUUACAUCCCAUUUCUGGGCACUUCAUAGCAGAACACUACAUGUUCUUAAAAGGCUAUGAGACGUACUCUUACUAUGGACCUCUGAACUGGCUCACCUUUAAUGUAGGCUACCACAUGGAGCAUCAUGACUUUCCCAGCAUUCCUGGAAGCAGACUGCCGAUGGUGAAGAAGAUUGCAGCGGAAUAUUAUGAUAACCUCCCACAUCACCAGAGCUGGGUUCGAGUUCUAUGGGACUUCGUUUUUGAUGACACUAUUGGUCCUUAUUCAAGGGUUAAGAGACUAUACAAGCUGGCAAAAGAAAACUAAUGGACUGGCUUUAGUUGCUGCAUUGGUGUUUUGUUCGUUCAUUUGAAUGACUUGAGUUUUCAAGUAGAAGGAUGUGUGUGCUCCUCAGACCAUGUGGAUGAGUGUGAAAAUGAAGCCAUUGAAUGCAGUAUUUUAGACUAUUGAUGCUUUUUAAUGAAUGAUUAAGUAACCCUGAGAAACUAGAUUAGAGUGAGCUAUGGUUAUGUGAACCUUUGGGUUAGGCUUAGAAUUCCUGGGCCAUGUGUGCCUGAGUCUGUUUUUGCUUGUUCUGCAAUGGAGAAUGCUUGGUGUGUGUCCGUAUGAACGUGCCUUUAUGUAGUUUAGAACUGGUUUCUCUUUGUGCCAGAUUAGAUGAAGGUGCUCUGUGUGCACAGGUCUGUGAAAGUAGGGAGGGCUGGCAUGCAGUAGUAAAUGAUACUCUCUGGAGAACACAAGGGUGCCUUUAGCUCAAUGUCUUGUCUAAUAUAAUAUCUUUCUUCUGAUAAUGACUGGUACAGAGAUUUUAUAUAUGCAAUGAAAUACGUGUAUAUUUUUGAAAAUUUUGAUAAUUAUUUUAGCAGCUGCUGUUUGACCUUUAUUCCAGGGCUUUGUCUGAAACUUUUAUAAAUCCAUUUCUAUUCUUAUAAUCUAAUACUCAGUGUAGCUAAGUGGCAGAGCUGAACUGUGACAUGGAGAAGCCCUUUCUUUAGUCUUCUGCUUGCUGUCUGAUCAGCAGUGUGAAUGUGCCCCUGGAGGAACUGGGUAGUCCUUUCUCACUUACCUUUUGUACAGUAUUCAUAACUUCAUGUUUCUCAUCCUUUUCUUCAUUGUAAAUUCUUCUGAGGGUGGGAAAGUUCUAGAUUUAAUUGCUGCUUACCAAGGUUGCUAAUAUUACUGAUCAAUUUUCUUGUCCUUCUCUAUAUUAUAUGCCUGUCUGUGAAUAGGAGUUAAGAGUACAUGGAGUGUACAAGAAUGAAGAAAUGGGGACAUUGUGGUGGUAUUUGCUCCUAACUGCUUUCAGAAUAAUUUUAACUUUUUCCCUUUGUCAUUUGAGGGGCAGUGACUUGACAUUUGGAAAGCACAUGAUACUCCAACUAUAUUAAAAGCCAUCACUGAUAGUGUUAAGGGAAAACGGAGCUGGGAUUUUCUUUCUCUGUGUGUCUUGCUUUGUGCUAUCAACAUUCAUAUGCCAUUUCUACCCACUGGAAGUUAAUUUUUUCUGCCUGUCGUCUCCAGCUAUCAGCUUCUGGCUAUCCUCAAUGAUUCUCUCAUGAAAAAUCUUACAUCACCAUACCUUUCUCCAAACAGAGUAAUGUCUAGGGAAUCAGGAGUACAGAUGCUAUCUUCUAACUUCCUUCCACCUGUGAAAGUUGACAACUUAUUUCUGUCCUUACUAAGUGGUUAAAAGAGAAUACAUCUAUAAAGGUCCUCUUACACCCUAACCCUCUAACUGUAUGACUUGUUUUGCUUUCUUCUGGAAAUCCAUGAAGAAAAAGAUUAUGCUGCAUUCCUUUUGGUUACUCAAAGUAUGCUAUUAGACCCGAGAAGCCUGAUUUCCUCAAUAAAUACAGUUUCAUUCCUUCCUUCUAUAGCACUAGAUCCAGUGCGUUGAUCUGACCUUUUGCUAGCCUGACAUGCCAGGCAUCUGAGCUAGCCUGCUGCAAUUUGGGUUCCUCCUCCUCCAUUUCCCUUUCAUCACCUGUCUGAUUUUGGCAGUUGGGUGAAUACCCAGGUUUGCUCAGCAGUACAAGAUCUUUUGGGAUGCAAGGCCUGAAUACCAGUUCAUUCACAGGUAUCAGUUUGAUCUGGUUCUUUUCCUGGAAAAAAAGAGGGACUUACUUCUGACACUUCACUGGUUCCUCAGGUGCCUUUUCUCCCAAAGGAAGAGGCAUUGGUGUGGGAACCUCCAUUGACUUCUUUGUCAGGUGCUUUUGCUUUUUGAUUAAUUUACUUCAGUAUUGUCAGCACUCCAUGAUCACAUAUGUAAAUUCCCAUGUCCUUAGCAAGCUUGGCCAACUCAGCAAGUUAAUAUACAAGACAUAAUAAAGAUUAUGCUAUCUUUCUCAACCUGACUGUUGUCCUCCUACGGAGAGUGAACUUUCUGUAUUUCCUUUACUCAGCUGUUCCAUGAUGCAGUCAUCUCUGGAGUCUAUAGAUAGUUAUUAGCCUAGCCUGACACAGAGGCUAUAGUGUAAACGGAGGGUAACCAAAAUUGGCAACUGCUUCUUUUCCUGCCUCCCAUCAAUAUUUCCAUCACGGUACCACUGUGUUUUGCUUGGGCAGCCCCACAGCCUCUCUGCUCUGCACUCUCCAGCUCAGUGAGAAAAGUGGUUGGAAGUCUGGUGCCUACAGAUGUGUGUUGCAAGCUGAGUUUGAAUGUGUGUGGGUGCUGCCAGAGAAGGCUGUGAUCCUGUCCUCCCUGUGGGCACUUGUCCUUGCCACUACCAGUAAACUUGGCAGAAGGGUGUUGGUUCAGUUUUGUGGGUUUAUUUUUUCAUAACCACAGGGCGAAUGGGUCUGAGUUAAAAGAACACUGGGGUUAUGUAUAGUUUUAUUCUCUUUGCUUAAAAAUUAAUCCAGGUACCCUUCAUUGUGUGACUACACUAAUGCUGUGGCAGGAGGAGAGAGAUGAGGGACAAACAGCUGUAUGACAGGUUGGAGUGGAGGUUAAUGCCCCUUUUGAUUUCUGCUGAUGUAAAAUGCAUGUCCUGCCCUGUGGCAGUGGUACCCUCAACAAGCCCAGCAUGAAGGGAUAUCCUUCCCUAGAGGCAAUAGGCCAAGUGAAUUGGUGUCUGGAAGGGGAUAAUCCUCCAACGGUGCCACUGGGGCAAAUAAGCUGCCCUGCACAUCCCUAUCAUUGGAGCCAUAAGCUGGGAACCAGCAAAGCCCUCGUCGUGAUGCCAGGACUGCUCCCCUGCCCCUAUCAGGCAAGCUUCCCCUUCCACCUUGAUCCCAAGCCCUCUGCAAACUUCAGCUCAUUAUUUUUUAAUUAUACAAGGCCUCCAAAAGUGGAAGAAGAAAGUAAGAAAAACUCACAGCAGGUGGCUGAUGUUAACAGAGUGGCACACCGUAUCCAGGCUGUACACUCGGCCCAAAUUACAAUGCGGAUAUUACUGACCUUAGGCAUAAUGCAACAUUCCAAGGCAAACAUGAGCCAUGCUGGGCUCCAGCUUCCUGAAGCCUAAUGAAGAUUAUGAGAGAGUUUCACAGAACAGUUGUGAUCAUCUGAGAGGCAGCAGUUUGAAAAGUACUUGCCAUUAUGAGGUAUGCCAUUACAUGGAUUUGUAAUGAAGAAAUGCAUGAGCUACUGUGUGAGAUUUAUGCAACAGAGUAUUAUAAUCUUUACCCUUACUGAUACUUGUCUGUUUUCUUCCUACCAGAAUGGCUCCUUCUCCUGCUCCUGGGGUUGUAUUGUGGUGCACAUCAAUGUCUGCCAGAUUUAGUUCCCAUGUGGAAAUCUCACUCCACUGUCUACCUUCUGCUGGCAUUAAACAGCUAACAGACAUCAGGCUCAGUCUGGAGCUCACCAUUGCAUUAAACUCAAAUUUCUCCUAUCUCCUAUAUUUAAUCUACAGUAUAACCAGAUUGUAAAAAAGACUCUUUUCUAAAAGGCAGAUUGGGCCGCUUUGAAGAGUGCUGAAGGACAACCUCAUGCUCUCCAAGCCAAAGCAGAAAGUUUUACAACUAACUGUAAAGCACGUUCCACCUUUCCUCCUCUCCUGGGUCUCGUGUUGUGGGCAGGCAGUGCCUGCUGCCAUGCUCAGUGAGGUCUGGGGAACAUGAGCAAGAGGACAACCACAGACUCUCCUGGGCUGCUGCACCAGGCUUUCUCCCCAAACCACUCCUGGGGCCUGGCUUUUAAAACACUCUUCAGGAAGGCCUGAAGCAAAGCAGAGAGCUUGGAAAAUAUCUGAUAGAUUUCAACAGCUGAAUUCCAAUCGCUCACCUUAUUAGUUAUUGAGCAGAUGGUUGUAAAGACUGCUGCCAUGUAGCUUGCACCAAACUAAGUCAAACAGAAAUUCUAAAUACGGCACUGGUGGGGAGAAUGAUUCUAAAGUAAGAGAGAACUAAAGAUAGAACUGGGAGUGCACUGUUACGUGUUCAGCAUCUUGCACUUAUCUCUUUGACUACACUUUCUAUGAAGUAAAGCUCAAAACUUGCACAACUUUAACAACUGAAAUAUGGUUAGAUAGUAACAAAUUAACCCUCCUUAAGCCUCUGGUUCAGUGGUGCUGUGCCAGUGAUUUCAGCUUGUCCUAAUGCCUUCAGUGGCCUUUUUCUGCAUAAAUAUCUCCCCUUUUUUUACUGGAAGCGCUUACAAGUACAGAUGAUGGGGACCUGGUUUUUUUUCAGUGAUGGCAGGAGAUGCGGUGGGACAGUUAGUGGAGUGCCUGAGAAGAGCCAUAGGCCACUGUCCUUCACUGACUCCGGCAAAACAUUGCUGAGGUUGCUGCAGACUGACUGCAGGAGGUGGUGCUCAGCUGGUGGCACGUGGAGGACUGGGCAGGUGAGAAACAUGUCUCCUUGUAAAAGAAGGCACAGCUUUUGCCACUGCAC
Messenger RNA from Cuculus canorus (common cuckoo), 13066 nucleotides. RefSeq names its product delta 4-desaturase, sphingolipid 2 (gene DEGS2). The transcript has 6 exons. Gene Ontology annotation, biological process: sphinganine metabolic process; ceramide biosynthetic process. The record is from RefSeq and is a predicted model, not a curated record. Gene Ontology annotation, cellular component: membrane. Gene Ontology annotation, molecular function: sphingolipid delta-4 desaturase activity. The coding region runs from base 7619 to 8530 and encodes 303 amino acids. NCBI's taxonomy places the organism in Eukaryota, Metazoa, Chordata, Aves, Cuculiformes, Cuculidae.